UUCCCGUGGAGGCACGGCCCGCUGCGCUGGCGGGUUAUGGGUGUUGGGACGAAGGCGAGGGCCUCCCACUGAGGGCACCUUUUGAGGCUUGGAUCCACCGUGCUGGACGAGCCUGUGUUGGACGUCAAGGUCUUUGCCACCACGGUCUCCCUGAGAGCUACUCACUGAAUUCUCGCCCUUAGUACAAAGUGUCCCGUACCUGUUGUUAGAAGAGUUGGGAAACCUUCCAAGGCCUCAUACUUAGUAACCACUCAAAUUUUGAUUGGAGACUUGCUUUUUAUGUUAAGACAGCAGAAAAAAAGUUGCUUCAACCCUCCUUUCAGAUAAUGGCUUUUCUAAAUAAGCCCUCAAUCUUUCAGACAGCCGUCGCAACAAAUUAAAUGGGGGAAUGUUAAGAGACUAGGGAAAGACCUCUGCCACUGGACUUUAAGGAGCUGAAGCUCAGAAUACCCAACCCAUGGUCCUGUUCGAUGGUCCAGUUAUUCAGUGCUUAAAUGCCUAGUUUCGAUAGCAUCAUCUUCCUGGGUAGUUUCAAGUUUGCCUAAUUAAUAAUAAUAGAAUAGUUUUUUUUUUUUUUUUUUUUUUUUUUUUUCUUGAGCAAGUAAAUAAUGAGCUGGUGAGGUACAAAGCUAGGAGAUAUUAGGAAGAAAGCAGAUAGUGAUGAGCGAUUUUUGUCGGAAGUCCCAGAAAAAUUGAAUACCAUGUGUGGAUAAUUAGGUCCACUAUUUCCUGUGUAAGGCUUUAGAACUCCCUUCCUCUAGUUAUAUAGAUUAAUCUGUACUAGGGAGACCGGGAGAGUUCCUGAGAAAAAGACUAACUCCUUUAUUCAGGCAGAUGAAUACUUGACAAGAUAUUCAGAGGUCACCAUAACUGAAACACCUGAAGAUGACUAUGAAUAUGAAGAGAUACAAGAUGACAAUUUUAGCAUACCAGAAGGUGAAGAAGAUCUGGCAAAAGCAAUUCAGAUGGCCCAAGAACAGGCUACAGAUACUGAAAUUUUGGAACGGAAAACAGUUCUUCCUUCAAAGCAUGCAGUACCUGAAGUAAUAGAAGACUUUCUCUGCAAUUUCCUGAUGAAAAUGGGAAUGACCAGAACUCUUGAUUGCUUUCAGUCUGAAUGGUAUGAGUUAAUCCAAAAAGGAGUAACUGAACUUAGAAGUGUUGGGAAUGUUCCAGAUGUCUACACCCAGAUUAUGCUUUUGGAAAAUGAAAACAAAAAUUUAAAGAAAGACUUGAAGCACUACAAACAGGCAGCUGACAAAGCUAGAGAAGAUCUGCUGAAAAUUCAGAAAGAACGUGAUUUUCAUCGAAUGCAUCACAAGCGAAUAAUUCAGGAAAAAAACAAAUUAAUUAAUGACCUCAAAGGGUUGAAGUUACAUUAUGCAUCUUAUGAACCAAGUCUAAGGGUAUUACAUGAGAAGCAUCAUACUUUACUAAAGGAGAAAAUGCUGACCUCCUUGGAAAGAGACAGAGCAGUUGAGCAGAUUUCUGGACUUCAAGAAACAUUGAAGAACAUGGAAAUAGGACAUAGUUACUAUGUUACUGAAACUAAAGUUGAUUAUAGUUGUGAAAAAAAAAACACACCAGAAGGUCCUACUCAGAAAAGUCUUCAUGAAGCCAGGGAACAAAACAAAUGUAAAACAAAGAUGAAAGGCAAUACAAAGCUUGGUGAGCAGGAGUGUGACUGCUUUCAUUCAAGCAGUUCAGAGAUUUCUGGAUUCUUGUCUGGUGACCAAAAGAAUAAGGAUUCUGAAUUUCCCGUAGAUAUGCAACUGAAUCCAAACCUGAAUGUUUGUAAAGAAAAUCUUUCUCCAGCAAAAUUUGACUACAAGCUGAAAAACAUUUUUAGACUUCAUGAACUUCCAGUGAGCUGUGUCUCUGUGCACCCCCACAAAGACAUCCUAGUCUCCUGUGGUGAAGACAGACUCUGGAAGGUGUUGGGCAUUCCAAAAGGCAACGUGCUUCUCACAGGAGUUGGCCACACUGACUGGCUUUCAGACUGCUGCUUCCAUCCCAGUGGCAACAAAUUGGCUACAUCAAGUGGUGACACUACAGUUAAACUAUGGGAUCUAUGUAAAGGCAACUGCAUUUUGACGUUCGAAGGACAUGGCCAUGCAGUAUGGUCCUGCACAUGGCACUCCUGUGGCGAUUUUGUGGCUUCCUCCUCGUUGGAUAAAACUAGUAAAAUCUGGGAUGCUAAUAGUGAAAGAUGCAGAUGUACUUUGUAUGGACAUACAGAUUCUGUGAACAGCAUUGAGUUUUUUCCUUUCUCCAAUACUCUUCUGACAGGUUCUGCAGACAAGUCCCUGUCUUUAUGGGAUGCAAGAACGGGUAAAUGUGAGCAGUCACUUUAUGGUCACAUGCAUUCUAUCAACGAUGCCAUUUUUGCUCCCAGGGGUCACAUGAUAGCAUCCUGUGAUGCCUGUGGGGUUACAAAGCUGUGGGACUUUCGGAAGCUGUUACCAAUUGUAUCCAUAGAUUUAGGUCCAAGUCCCGGCAAUGAGGUGAAUUUUGAUUCAUCAGGUCGAGUUUUAGCUCAGGCGAGUGGCAAUGGUGUUAUCCAUUUGCUAGAUCUUAAAUCUGGGCAGAUUCACAAAUUGCUGGGCCACGAAAGAGAGGCGCACACGGUUGUGUUUUCUCACGACGGGGAGAUUCUGUUUUCUGGAGGAUCUGAUGGCACAGUUCGAACGUGGUCUUGACCGUCAGCAUAUCCCGCUGCGGAGGGUAUUCCCUUUAAGGCUUGAAAAUGCCUCCUGUAGUCCCAAACCAGUAAAUAACUGGUUAAAUGUGCCAGCAGGUAACAUUUACAGUUUGCUUUAAAACGUGCUUUGGACAUAUAUUUUAGUGCUCAGACUGUUACUAAUAAAAAAAUAACUUUAUGCUCA
Molecule: messenger RNA, 2885 nt
Organism: Callithrix jacchus (white-tufted-ear marmoset)
Lineage: Eukaryota; Metazoa; Chordata; Mammalia; Primates; Cebidae
Source: RefSeq, a predicted model, not a curated record